Messenger RNA from Sphaeramia orbicularis (orbiculate cardinalfish), 1728 nucleotides. RefSeq names its product cytochrome P450 2F3-like. Gene Ontology annotation, molecular function: heme binding; iron ion binding; oxidoreductase activity, acting on paired donors, with incorporation or reduction of molecular oxygen, reduced flavin or flavoprotein as one donor, and incorporation of one atom of oxygen. The coding region runs from base 28 to 1503 and encodes 491 amino acids. Lineage: Eukaryota; Metazoa; Chordata; Actinopteri; Kurtiformes; Apogonidae. The record is from RefSeq and is a predicted model, not a curated record. Gene Ontology annotation, biological process: xenobiotic metabolic process. The transcript has 9 exons. Gene Ontology annotation, cellular component: intracellular membrane-bounded organelle; cytoplasm.
GAGAGAAGGCAAAGUGGAAAGAGCGCUAUGGAUUUUUCUGCUACUGUGAUCCUCGCUGGGCUGAUCGUGGCUCUGCUGUGGCUGUUCAGCGUCAGAAACAGCAGGAGAUACCGUCUGCCUCCAGGACCUUUUGCACUUCCAAUAGUGGGUAACCUGCCUAUGAUCGACAAAAAUGCACCUUUUAAAAGCAUUCUCAAAUUCAGUGAAACCUACGGGCCUGUGAUGACGGUGUACCUGGGCUGGCAGCGGACCGUGGUUCUGGUCGGGUAUGAUGCGGUGAAGGGGGCGUUGGUGGACCAGGCCGAUGACUUCACAGGCAGAGGACCGCUGCCAUUCCUGGUCAAAGCCACCAGGGGUUAUGGUUUGGGCAUCGGUAACGGAGAGCGUUGGCGUCAGCUGCGGCGUUUCACCCUGAGCACCCUGAGGGACUUUGGGAUGGGACGAAAAGGGAUGGAGGAAUGGAUCCAAGAGGAAAGCAAACACCUGAGGGACCGAGUGAAUUCAUUUAAAGGGAAGUCCUUCAACCCGACGUUCUUACUCAGCCAAACUGUGUCCAAUGUGAUCUGCUGUCUGGUCUUUGGACAACGCUUUGACUACGAUGAUGCACAGUUCCUUCGCCUACUUCACGUCAUCGCUGAAGUAUUAAAGUUUGGCAGCAGCCCUCGCGGUCAGAUGUUCAAUAUCUUCCCGUGGAUCAUGGACCAUCUGCCCGGUCAUCAACACACUGUUUUUGCUCAAAUGGAAGAGUUGAGGGAGUUUAUUCAAGUGAAAAUACAAGAACACAAGAAAACACUAGACCCCAGUUCACCGAGAGACUUCAUCGACUGUUUCCUCCUCAGGAUGGACCAGGAAAAAGACCUUCCUACGACUGAGUUCCACCAUGACAACCUGGUGGCGACAGUGUUGAAUCUGUUUGUGGCAGGAACCGAAACCACCAGCUCCACCAUCAGAUACGCCCUCAGUGUCCUGAUCAAACACCCUGACAUCCAGGAGAAAAUGCAGCAUGAGAUUGACACAGUAAUCGGACAGGAGCGCUGUCCAAACAUGGAGGACAGGAAGUCCGUCCCUUUCACCGACGCCGUCAUCCACGAGGUGCAGCGUUUCCUGGACAUCGUCCCGUUCAGCCUGCCUCACUAUGCGCUCUACGACAUCUCCUUCAGAGGUUACACCAUCCCUAAGAACACCGUGAUUCUUCCCAUGUUGCACUCUGUUCUCAAAGAAGAAAAGAAAUGGGCGACUCCAUUCUCCUUCAACCCUCAGCACUUCCUGGACCACAACGGCAACUUUAAGAAGAACCCUGCAUUCAUGCCUUUUGCUGCAGGGAAACGAGCCUGUGUUGGAGAGUCUCUGGCUCGGAUGGAGCUUUUCAUCUUCAUUGUGACGCUGCUGCAGCAUUUCACCUUCUCAUGCAGCGGUGGUCCUGACACUAUUAACUUAAUUCCAGAGUACAGCAGCUUUGCCAACGUGCCACGAAGAUACGAACUCAUGGCAAAGCAGCGGUGAAAAGAACUGCGGCUUAAAAACCAACAUGUAACGCAAUAAGAUGAUGACUAUUGUACAGCAGACAUUAAACUUUAAAUGUAAGGAACAGCCUCUAAUCUUUUUCUAUUGUAAAUAUAUCAUAUAAUUUUAUGUAUUGACUGCUAUCAUACUUUAUCACACAAUAGAAAUGAAUGUGCUGCUAUAAAUAUGUAUAUACUGUUCAGUCAAUUAUAACUUCUAAAUAAG